ACCACACUCACAAUUCAAACACACACACAACACAUUUAAAACCUCCACGCAGCGUCCGCCCCCUCGGGUCAUCGUCGGUCGCACUUGCCUCAUUGAGAGAGAACCCGUGCUGCGGGGCCCGGCCGCUUUCUUGUGUAACCUGAGUGCCGCUUCGGGCCCUAGCCUGAAGAUGCCCAACCCCCGAACCCCGAUCCCCCGAUCCCCCAAACCCAAAAAUCGUCCCGAACACCGCCAAAGCGCACCUGCAGACACCCCCCCGGCCAUUACCCAAGAACAUGAGACCGGACGCGCCUUCUCCCCGGGUUCCCGUCUCAGUCGCCUCGUGGCCCGCUUCGGCCCGUGCGGAUCAGUGGCACCGAACCACCGAAUCACCGGCCCGUCUCCCAGGUACCUUACGUAGAUUUCCGGGAUUCAACGUUGGCGUUUCAUCUGCCGGCCCGGCUACAGGCCACUGCCGAGCCAAUGAUCUUCAGUCGCACAUUGGUUGUAGUUGCAUCUUUUUUUUUCUUUUCCUUUUCCGCUUUUCGCUUCUUGCUUCUCUUUUUUGCUGUUCCAACAUCGUAGCCAUUGGUGGUGGGAGGGGCUGGAGGGGCUGGAGGGGGCGAUUUUCAUCCGAGGACAUGCCGACCAGCAAUAUUCGCCUCGAUCAUUGGGCCGUCCGACUUCGUCCAUGCACAGGCGCUUAGAGCUGCAGCUGCAGAGCCACCGCAUGCGCCCGCCCAUGCCGUCAUGCGGUUAGACCGUCUCAGAGCUGCACACCAUCUGCUCUUCAUGCGCUCGCCCGGUGAGAAGGCCUAGAAGGCCAUCCGCGGGGGA
This is a messenger RNA of Amorphotheca resinae ATCC 22711, 816 nucleotides long. RefSeq lists its product as hypothetical. The record is from RefSeq and is a predicted model, not a curated record. The transcript has a single exon. NCBI's taxonomy places the organism in Eukaryota, Fungi, Ascomycota, Leotiomycetes, Helotiales, Amorphothecaceae. The coding region runs from base 276 to 686 and encodes 136 amino acids.